GGUCCUUGGUGAAUUUUAUCAUGGUUAUUUAAGGAACCUCGCCUAGAAGUCCCAGCUCACAGUUCCCCGUCAACGGGAAGGCUUGGACUCCAAGAUGAUUAUAAAGGAAUAUCGGAUUCCUCUGCCGAUGACUGUGGAGGAGUACCGCAUCGCCCAGUUGUACAUGAUACAGAAGAAGAGCCGGAACGAGACUUAUGGUGAAGGCAGCGGCGUGGAGAUCCUGGAGAACCGGCCAUACACUGAUGGCCCUGGUGGCUCUGGGCAGUACACGCACAAGGUGUACCAUGUGGGCAUGCACAUCCCCGGCUGGUUCCGCUCCAUCCUGCCCAAGGCGGCCCUGCGGGUGGUGGAGGAGUCCUGGAAUGCCUACCCCUACACCAGAACCAGAUUCACCUGCCCUUUUGUGGAAAAAUUCUCCAUUGACAUUGAAACCUUUUAUAAAACCGAUGCUGGAGAAAACUCUGAUGUGUUCAGCCUCUCCCCUGUGGAAAAGAACCAGCUGACGAUCGACUUCAUCGACAUUGUCAAAGACCCUGUGCCUCCCAAUGAGUAUAAGACGGAAGAGGACCCCAAGCUGUUCCAGUCGACCAAGACCCAGCGGGGCCCCCUCUCUGAUAACUGGAUCGAGGAGUACAAGAAGCAGGUCUUCCCCAUCAUGUGCGCCUACAAGCUCUGCAAGGUGGAGUUUCGCUACUGGGGUAUGCAGUCCAAGAUCGAGAGGUUCAUCCAUGACACCGGCCUGCGAAGGGUGAUGCUGCGGGCCCACCGCCAGGCCUGGUGCUGGCAGGACGAGUGGUACGGGCUGAGCAUGGAGAACAUCCGGGAGCUGGAGAAGGAGGCACAGCUCAUGCUCUCCCGCAAGAUGGCCCAGUUCAAUGAGGAUGGUGAGGAAGCUGUUGAGCUCGCCAAGGAUGAAGUCACCCCAGACCAGGCCUCCAGGGAGCCCCCUGAACCCAGCAGCAGCAAUGGAGAGCCCCUGGUGGGACGGGGCCUCAAGAAGCAGUGGUCCACGUCUUCUAAGUCAUCACGGUCAUCCAAGCGCGGAGCAAGUCCUUCCCGCCAUAGCAUCUCGGAGUGGAGAAUGCAGAGUAUCGCCAGGGACUCAGAUGAGAGCUCAGACGACGAGUUCUUUGAUGCACAUGAGGACCUGUCCGACUCGGAGGAAAUGUUCCCCGAGGAUAUCACCAAGUGGAGCUCCAACGACCUCAUGGACAAAAUCGAGAGCCCAGAGCCGGAGGACACACAGGACGGGCUAUACCGCCAGAGCACCCCUGAGUUCAGGGUGGCCUCCAGUGUGGAACAACUGAACAUCAUUGAGGACGAGGUCAGCCAGCCGCUGGCUGCGCCACCCUCCAAGAUCCAUGUGCUGCUGCUGGUGCUGCAUGGAGGAACCAUCCUGGACACGGGCGCUGGGGACCCCAGCUCUAAGCAGGGCGACACCAACACCAUCGCCAACGUGUUCGACACCGUCAUGCGCGUGCAUUACCCCAGUGCCCUGGGACACCUCGCCAUCCGCCUGGUGCCCUGCCCGCCCAUCUGCUCUGAUGCCUUUGCCCUGGUCUCCAACCUCAGCCCCUAUAGCCACGACGAAGGCUGUCUGUCCAGCAGUCAGGAUCACAUCCCUCUGGCUGCCCUGCCCCUGCUGGCAACUUCAUCACCCCAGUACCAGGAGGCGGUUGCCAUGGUGAUUCAGCGAGCCAAUGUGGCCUACGGGGACUUCAUCAAGUCGCAGGAGGGCAUGACCUUCAAUGGGCAGGUCUGCCUCAUUGGGGACUGUGUCGGGGGCAUCCUGGCAUUCGAUGCCUUGUGCUACAGCAACCAGCCGGUGUCUGAAAGUCAGAGCAGCAGCCGCCGGGGCAGCGUGGUCAGCGUGCAGGACAAUGACCUGCUGUCCCCGGGCAUCCUGGUGAAUGCAGCACACUGCUCUGGCAGCGGCGGCGGUGGCAGUGGUGGCGGCAGUGGCAGUGGUGGUGGCUCCAGCCUGGAGAGCAGUCGGCACCUGAGCCGCAGCAACAUCGACAUCCCCCGUAGCAACGACACCGAGGACCCCAAAAGGCAGCUGCCCCGCAAGAGGAGUGACUCAUCCACCUACGAGCUAGAUACCAUCCAGCAGCACCAGGCCUUCCUGUCCAGCCUCCAUGCCAGCGUACUGAGGACGGAGCCCAGCUCCCGCCGCUCCAGCAGCUCCACCAUGCUGGACGGCACAGGGACCCUGGGCAGGUUUGACUUUGAGAUCACCGACCUCUUCCUCUUUGGGUGCCCGCUCGGGCUGGUCCUGGCCUUGAGGAAGACCGUCAUCCCAGCCCUGGAUGUUUUCCAGCUGCGGCCAGCCUGCCAGCAAGUCUACAACCUCUUCCACCCCGCGGACCCGUCCGCCUCGCGCCUGGAGCCACUGCUGGAGCGGGGCUUCCACGCCCUGCCACCCCUCAGCAUCCCGCGCUACCAGCGCUACCCGCUGGGGGAUGGCUGCUCCACACUACUGGCUGACGCACUCCAGACCCACAACACAGUCUUCCAAGAGCACGGGGCCCCUUCCUCACCCGGCACGGCACCCACCAGCCGUGGCUUUCGCCGAGCCAGCGAGAUCAGCAUCGCCAGCCAGGUGUCAGGCAUGGCUGAGAGCUACACAGCAUCCAGCAUUGCCCAAAAGGCCCCCGUGUCACUCAGCCACACCCCCAGCGUCAGGCGCCUAUCCCUGCUCGCCCUGCCCGCCUCCCACCCUCCCACCCCCAGUCCCCCGGCCAGGCAGGCAAGCCCUGGCCUGGACAGGGCCCCCUGCCUCCCUGAGCUGGACAUCGGAGAAGUCGCUGCAAAGUGGUGGGGCCAGAAGCGGAUUGACUACGCCCUGUACUGCCCUGAUGCCCUCACGGCCUUCCCCACUGUGGCCCUGCCCCACCUCUUCCAUGCCAGCUACUGGGAGUCAACGGACGUGGUCUCCUUCCUGCUGAGACAGGUCAUGAGGCACGACAGCUCCAGCGUCUUGGAGCUAGACGGCAAGGAGGUGUCAGUGUUCACGCCCUCAAAGCCUAGAGAGAAGUGGCAACGCAAGAGGACCCACGUGAAGCUGCGGAAUGUGACUGCCAACCACCGGAUCAACGAUGCAGUCGCCAAUGAGGAUGGCCCCCAGGUUCUGAGCGGCCGGUUCAUGUACGGGCCCCUGGACAUGGUCACCCUGACUGGAGAGAAGGUGGACGUGCACAUCAUGAUGCAGCCACCCUCAGGCGAGUGGCUCUACCUGGACACACUGGUGACCAGCAGCAGCGGGCGUGUCUCCUACACCAUCCCCGAGACGCACCGCCUGGGUGUGGGUGUCUACCCCAUCAAGAUGGUAGUCAGGGGAGACCACACGUUUGCCGACAGCUACAUCACUGUACUGCCCAAGGGCACAGAGUUUGUGGUCUUCAGCAUCGACGGCUCAUUUGCCGCCAGCGUGUCCAUCAUGGGCAGCGACCCCAAGGUGCGGGCCGGGGCUGUGGACGUGGUGCGGCACUGGCAGGACCUGGGCUACCUCAUCAUCUAUGUCACGGGCCGGCCCGACAUGCAGAAGCAGCGGGUGGUGGCGUGGCUGGCCCAGCACAACUUCCCCCACGGCGUGGUGUCCUUCUGUGACGGCCUGGUGCAUGACCCGCUGCGGCACAAGGCCAACUUCCUGAAGCUGCUCAUCUCUGAGCUGCACUUGCGUGUGCACGCAGCCUACGGCUCCACCAAGGACGUGGCGGUCUACAGCUCCAUCAGCCUGUCCCCCAUGCAGAUCUACAUCGUGGGCCGGCCCACCAAGAAGCUGCAGCAGCAGUGCCAGUUCAUCACGGAUGGCUACGCGGCCCACCUUGCUCAGCUGAAGUACAGCCACCGGGCGCGGCCGGCCCGCAACACGGCCACCCGCAUGGCGCUGCGCAAGGGCAGCUUUGGUCUGCCUGGCCAGGGUGACUUCCUGCGCUCCCGGAACCACCUGCUCCGCACCAUCUCGGCCCAGCCCAGCGGGCCCAGCCACCGGCACGAGCGGACACAGAGCCAAGCAGACAGCGAGCAGCGGGGCCAGCGCAGCAUGAGCAUGGCAGCCAGCUGCUGGGGCCGCGCCAUGACGGGCCGCCUCGAGCCGGGGGCCGCCACAGGCCCCAAGUAGGGCCCUGAGAGUGCAGCGCUGGGGUCUCCAUGGUGCUAGGCCAGGGCAGCCAUCCCCGCCAGGAGGCCUGGCCUGGGCACACGCACAGAUGUGGGCCUGGGAGCUUUUCCCAAGGCCCCGCAGAAGACACAGGCCAUGCCACAGUCCUCCCAGCCCUGCCUCAUGCCCUAGGGCCUGAGGGGUCCAGCUUGUCAUGGAAGCUGGCAGGACCGCCAGCCCCAGGACAACAGAGGAACCCGGAUAUCCCACGUACACUGGCCUGGGAGGCUCUGCUGGACACUUUGCCCUGCGCGGAGCUCCCAGCAUCUUAGUGCGGGCUGCGGGCCCCGCCCUGCCUGCCACCUCCCCGCCCACUGACUCGCCCUCACCCCCAGGUGCCCUCCCAUUCGGUAGCAGCUCCAACAGGGGUCCAGCCUGCUUCUUGUUAACUCGAGUCACUCAACUGUUCAACCUCACUGGUUUUGCACUGAUUUUUGAGAGCGGAGACCCAUGACCACCUUCUAUGGCUACAGACCCGUUGACAUGCAUGAAAUUCAGUAUUUGCUGACCCAGGACCUCGGACCACACUGAAGGCUCCAGCGCGGCAAAGCCUCAUGCAAGCAAGAAAGGCCAUAUUCUUAGUUUCUGCAACCCCGGAUCCCUACCUGCCCACCCACCUGCCUCACCUGGAGCCCAGGACCGCCACAGGCCUGGUGUCAUUUCUGGUCCUGGGGACAGUCCUGGCGAGGAUGGUGAAGCCCAGAGCCGGCUCCUAGUAACUCCGCCUCGGGCCUGACGGGCCUCCUCUUCCGCUCCUUGCCAUGUCACGGCCCGUGCCAUGGCCAUCCACCCGCGUUUCUACGCCUUUCUACUUCUCAAUCUGAUUUCUAUGAGGUUUUUUUAAAUGAGCAAUCCUUGGCUGCUUCCUUUUCUUAACUCUUUGAGUACCAAGCGCAGCCCCUCCACAUUGAAAACACCCAGCACUGUGACGGAGUCCAGCUUGGUUCUGGGUCCCCUGGGCCCUGCCCCUGCCCACUUGGCAGGGCAUGGUCUCCCUGCCUCACCUGACCCUGUUAAUCCCACUGAAUUUCUACUCUGGGGUGGGUGGGGCACACACCUAGGUUUUUUUAAAUGCUAGUUCCGUUUCAAUGCUGAAUCUAAGAAGCCACAACUUGCUUUGUUAGCUUAAGGGCAGGCAGCCCCGACUUCCCUUCUCACCUAAACAAGGAUCAUGCUGUCCUGCAUGCCGGGUCUGAGCAACAGCCCUUCCCCCAGCAUCACACCGACCUGGGCUGUGGUGCUCAGUUGCCGGCCGUAGGCGGCCCCCCUGCUGUUCCUCCUCCUUCCCUGAGGUUGGGGAGCCUGCCUGGCCUGGGCCAGCUGUCCAGCGACCAGGCUGUGUCCCCAAGAAGCUGUGGCCAACCUGGAUCCAGCCUCACGGCCGUGUGGCCAAAACCAGGGCAGUGCACAGAGCGAUGCUAACUUUUUCUUGUGUGUAGAUAUGUACAGCCAAAGGGUCUUGUAAAUGUUCUGCAAAAGUGGGUCUAUGCAGAGUGAAAGCUAUUUAUUUUGUGCAGAGAAAAAUGUCUGGAGGAAUGGAACCUUCAGGGUCUAUUCAUAUUUAAGAUGUAGCUUUUCGUUAUUGUUCAGGCAUUAUGUAUAAAGCAACGAUUACUUUAUGGACCAAGUUUUCAUGUAACUGUUGCAGUGAAAGUGCAAUAUCUGCCCCCAGUGGGAAGUCGCUGGGCCCUGUGGCCAGCGCCACUUCUCUGUCGGCCCCACCUUGCCCCGCCUUGCCCACCGCCUCGGUGACCAGCCAUCUGGGGAAGCACCUGGAAGUCUCGGGCCCUCCUGCAAUAAAGGCCGGGAGGCCUCCUGGUCCAGGGAGGCCCUGUGGGCCGUGGACUCAGCCUCUCCCAGGGGCAGCACCCCCACGGCUAUAUGCCCUCUGCCUGACUGCCCAGCCGCCAGCCAUGCCAAGGACAACAGCAAUAGUCCCCUGGGCCUCUCCCAGUGGCCCUUAGCCAUAGAUGGCAAGAUGGGCAGCCCACCUUCCCCACUGCAGUCUCUCUCUGUAUCCAGGUCUGCUUUCUGCCUCCCUUAAGAUUCCUUCUGGCACAUUCUCCUCUUGAGGAAGCACCAGUUUUUCUGAAACUAUGAGAGGAGAGCAGUAUCCUUUAAAAAUACCAAAAAUGUUUACAGCGUUGGGUGCUGAGCUGCAGGGCUCAGGCCUGACCAGUCACAACCAAAGGGUGAGGCAGGCUUUGCUGACUGCUCCCCCAGGCCUGUUAGAAUGGAAGCCUUAGUCCCACUCCUGCCAUGCCCCAGGCCCCAGGCCCACCUCAGCCCAGCACCCAGUCCCAACCACCUGCCUUCUCUUUGAUUUCUAAAGAGGGACUUACUUAGCAGAGACCCCCCACCCUUCCUGUCUCGACCUAAGCUGCCUGCCUGCCCACCCCAUCGUGGUCCUCCCAGUCAGCCCCCUCCUGUCUGUCCCUGGGCCAUGUCUCAGCCAUGUGUGAGCAGUGCCCUGACUACCCGCCCACCCUGCUGUCCCUGCACCACUGGGCCUGAGUGUGCUCUGUAUACAGCGUCAUGUCUGUUACACCAAUUAAAGAAGCAGGAAGGCUUC
Molecule: messenger RNA, 6734 nt
Organism: Carlito syrichta (Philippine tarsier)
Lineage: Eukaryota; Metazoa; Chordata; Mammalia; Primates; Tarsiidae
Gene: PITPNM2
Product: phosphatidylinositol transfer protein membrane associated 2
Exons: 25
Coding region: 95-4123 (1342 amino acids)
Biological process (GO): phospholipid transport
Cellular component (GO): cytoplasm
Molecular function (GO): phosphatidylcholine intramembrane carrier activity; phosphatidylcholine binding; phosphatidylinositol transfer activity
Source: RefSeq, a predicted model, not a curated record